Messenger RNA from Paramecium octaurelia, 1097 nucleotides. The record is from the annotation of a GenBank genome assembly. NCBI's taxonomy places the organism in Eukaryota, Ciliophora, Oligohymenophorea, Peniculida, Parameciidae.
UUAACAGUAAAUGAAGUAAACAUUUCUAGUUAUUCUUACUCUAGUUAAACUCCAUCAAUGAGAUAAAUGUAGUAAUAUGGAUCAUAAGGAUAUCCAUAGUAAUUGUAGUAGUAUGGCUCUCCAAAAGCUGCGAUUCCGUAAGUUUAUUGUAAUAUAAAUUAGUUCGUUCUAAUAGACAGCUCAAAACCAAUAAUUGCAGACGUAAAUAAUUGAUAUAUAUGGAAGAUAAUAAAGCAGACAAGGAAAUAGAGCAGAUGUUCAUCAUUUUGAGAGACCCCUGUAAGUAGUGCCAUAAGAGGAUAUUGAAUAAAAGUGGAAGGAGAAAUGCUGUAUCUAUUUAGAAUUAUGAAUGAUAGUAAGACUAGAAAUGCAUGUAUAUGAAUUACAAGUAGAGAUUUAAAGACUGAGAUUGCAAAAUAGUGGUGGCUAGAUUACAUACAUCUAGGAUGACACAAGAGUAAUUUAGAUAUUUAGAGAGUUAGAUUAAUGAGUUAAUGUAGGCAAAUAAGGAGAUAAGGAAUCAAGAAUAAUAGAUGAGAAUACAAAAUAAAUAAUUGUUAGAGGAUUUGGAAUCUUGGAAAUCCAGGUAUAAGUUGCUUUAGGAGUCGAAUUCAAAGAGUUCAGGCUUGGAUGAAGAGAUAAGAUAGUUGAAGAAGAAGAUAAAUGAGUUAACCGAGGAUCUAGCAGGCAGUCAUGAAUAAAUCUAAUCGAGAGAUAAUGAUAUUUUGAAUUUGAAGCAAUUGUUGCAUGAUAAAGACAAUGAGUUGGAUUAAUUGGAUGCUCGUAUCAGAGAAUUGGAAAUGAUGUGUGAGAAUUAUUCCCAAUCUGAAACACAAAUAAUCAGUCUCUAAGGAGAAGUGGAAUUGUGGAAGAAAAAGUUCAAAUAGGUGAAUGAGUAGAACUCAGAUUUGGCAGAGAAGUUGACUAUGGCUGAAACAUAAUUAGAAGCUAUUAAAAAGAGGUAGGUGACUGUCACCAAGGAAACUGAAGUUAGAAAGAGUGGCACUCAUGGAGGAGGAACUACUACAUCGUAUGAAUAGAAUGUAAUAAAGGGUGCUUAAUUAUUGCACCCAAGAGGUUCAUAAUAUUUAAAAUGA